AUGGAAAAUGAAAGAACCAUUGUCGAAGGAAGCAAAUCGUUGAUGUGCUACAAAGACAUUAAAAAAAUAUGCAGCGAGAACAAUUUAUACGAGACCGACGAGUUGAAUGAAGUUCUCUAUUUGCACAUGAAGGGGUUUCAUAAUAUAGACGGACUAUCGACAUUUAAAAAUUUAAAAUGUUUAUUUUUAAAUAAUAAUUGUAUACGAAAAAUAGAUAAUUUAAAUGCCCUGACAAACUUAAAGGCGCUGUAUUUGCAAAACAAUGACAUCACCAAGAUAGAGAACAUUGAGUGUAGCUCCUUAGUUAUUUUAAAUUUGUCCAACAACAAGAUAAAAAAAAUCAGCAAUUUGCAACCCUUGAAAUCAUUGCAGACGUUAAACAUAUCGAAUAAUUUGCUUGAAAAUAUCGAUGACAUAAAAGAAAUAGCAAAUCUGGAAAACCUCACUCAUCUAGACCUUUCAAACAAUAACUUAAACUUCAACAACGAUAAGGAUAUUCCUGAUUCACAUGACCACAUUAACAAGUCAGGUAACAACGAUGAUGAAAAAAGGGUUUAUUUAAAUGAAGUAAAAUGGGAACAAAUGGAAACUUAUCCUAGUGAAAAUGAAAGUAAAAACAAAUUUACAGAAUUCAUUAAUUUUUAUAAAAAUUUUCAUGAAGAAGUAAAUAAAAACGAAAAUUAUGAUUAUGUGAAAUAUCAUCAAAAUGUAGAAAUCAUGGAUGCAUUAACUAAGAAAAAAUUUUUCUUUCUAUGUGAGUUUAUCAUAUUAUUAAAAAAAGUAAAAAAAUUAAAAACUUUAUUCGUUAAAAAUAAUCCUUUCUCAAAUAAAAUUAGGCACGUUUCGAGAUAUUUGAUUGCAAACAUACCCAGACUUGUAUUCCUCGAUGAUAAAAAAAUAAAAAAAGAAGAUGUUUGCUUGGCAAGAAUAUUUUUGAAAAGAGGGACAAAAGAAGAACACGAACUUAAAAAAAUAUUUGAAAAAAAAAAAAUAGAUAAGUACAAAAAUUUAACCGAAAAAUUUCAUUCCUUUUUACUAGCCAAAAGUGAAAAGGUGUAA
Molecule: messenger RNA, 1059 nt
Organism: Plasmodium malariae
Lineage: Eukaryota; Apicomplexa; Aconoidasida; Haemosporida; Plasmodiidae
Gene: LRR2
Product: leucine-rich repeat protein, putative
Exons: 5
Coding region: 1-1059 (352 amino acids)
Molecular function (GO): protein binding
Source: RefSeq, a predicted model, not a curated record